Molecule: messenger RNA, 2279 nt
Organism: Drosophila busckii
Lineage: Eukaryota; Metazoa; Arthropoda; Insecta; Diptera; Drosophilidae
Gene: pix
Product: ATP-binding cassette sub-family E member 1
Exons: 5
Coding region: 113-1948 (611 amino acids)
Biological process (GO): translational termination; ribosomal subunit export from nucleus; translational initiation
Molecular function (GO): ATP binding; ATP hydrolysis activity; ribosomal small subunit binding
Source: RefSeq, a predicted model, not a curated record
CCACCGCUACCGAGUAGUAUCGUGCAAUCCCUUUGAAACUUGUUGGCUGGCAACGCAAGAGCGUGCGUCGACGUUUUGCCUGUUUUAAAUAUAUUUCGGCCAAAUUCACAGCAUGUCGCGCAGAAAGGAUCACGAGGAAACGGACAAGCAGACACGUAUUGCCAUCGUGAGCGAUGACAAAUGCAAACCGAAGCGUUGUAGGCAGGAAUGCAAGAAGUCCUGCCCCGUGGUGCGCAUGGGCAAACUCUGCAUUGAAGUGACGCCCACAUCGAAGAUAGCAUCACUGUCUGAGGAGCUCUGCAUAGGUUGCGGUAUCUGUGUCAAGAAAUGUCCAUUCGAGGCUAUCACAAUUAUUAACUUGCCCAGCAACUUGGAGAAGCACACAACGCAUCGUUAUAGCAAAAACUCCUUCAAGCUGCAUCGCCUGCCCAUUCCACGACCCGGAGAGGUGCUUGGUUUGGUUGGUCAAAACGGUAUUGGCAAGUCAACGGCGUUGAAAAUCCUUGCAGGCAAGCAGAAACCCAAUUUAGGCAAAUAUGCUAAUCCCCCCGACUGGACGGAGAUUUUGGCCUACUUCCGUGGCUCUGAGCUGCAAAAUUACUUCACCAAGAUAUUGGAGGAUAACCUUAAGGCGCUGGUCAAACCACAGUAUGUGGAUCAAAUUCCCAAGGCAGUGCGCGGCACAGUGGGUGACCUGCUCGAUAAGAAGGACGAGCGUGCGAUACAGACGCAAAUCUGCGAUAUGUUAGAUCUGUCACACAUUCGGGAUCGCGAGAUUUCCCAACUUUCUGGCGGAGAACUGCAGCGUUUUGCCAUUGCCAUGGUGUGCAUACAGAAUGCAGAUAUUUUCAUGUUUGACGAGCCGUCUUCCUAUCUGGACGUGAAGCAGCGUCUGAACGCUGCCUUGACUAUUCGCUCCUUGCUACAUCCGACCAAAUUCAUUAUUGUGGUGGAGCACGAUUUGUCCGUGCUGGACUACUUGUCCGAUUUUAUUUGCUGUCUUUACGGUGUGCCCGGCUGCUAUGGUGUAGUUACUAUGCCUUUCUCGGUGCGUGAAGGCAUCAACAUUUUCCUGGAUGGCUUCGUGCCCACGGAGAACAUGCGAUUCCGUACGGAGUCGCUGACAUUCAAGGUGUCUGAGUCGGCCACCGAGGAGGAAAUCAAGCGCAUGAAUCAUUAUGUGUAUCCAUCAAUGGUUAAAACGCUGGGCAAGUUCGAGCUUACCGUCGAGAAGGGUCACUUCAGUGACUCUGAGAUUCUUGUGCUGCUCGGCGAGAACGGUACUGGCAAGACGACGUUUAUUCGCAUGCUGGCUGGCAAUCUGCAGCCCGAUGGUGAAGUCGAACUGCCUAUGUUGAAUAUUUCCUACAAGCCGCAAAAGAUUUCACCCAAAUUCCAAAAUCAUGUGCGUCAUUUGCUGCACGAUAAGAUUCGCGAUGCCUAUGUGCAUCCGCAGUUUAUAGCGGAUGUUAUGAAGCCCAUGAAGAUUGAGGAAAUCAUGGAUCAGGAAGUUCAAAAUCUUUCCGGUGGUGAAUUGCAGCGCGUGGCGCUGGUGCUCUGCUUGGGCAAGCCUGCCGAUGUCUACCUCAUUGACGAACCUUCCGCCUACUUGGAUUCUGAGCAGCGUCUAGUGGCCGCCAAGGUUAUCAAGCGCUACAUUUUGCAUGCAAAGAAAACUGGUUUUGUGGUGGAGCACGAUUUCAUUAUGGCCACUUACUUGGCUGAUCGUGUCAUUGUUAUUGAGGGUCAGCCCUCGGUGAAGACAACCGCAUUCUCACCGCAAUCGCUGUUGAAUGGCAUGAACAGAUUCCUGGAGCUGCUGGGCAUUACCUUCCGACGUGAUCCCAACAACUUUAGGCCGCGUAUCAACAAGAACGCCUCGGUUAAGGAUACGGAGCAGAAACGUUCCGGUCAAUUCUUCUUCUUGGAGGAUGAGGCGUGCUCUUAAGACAGCUGCUCGAGCAGACAACAAACCACACACAAAUUCUGUAAUUCAGCGUACAUAUUGUAUACAACUCAAAUUGAAUUGAAUGCCGUCAGCUUUGUUGGACGCCUCGUUUUUUAAAUUCAUUUCACUUGCUCUCGCGAUAUAUUUUUCUUUUUCAAAGUUCACUUGUCCCUAUUGCAUUUUUUUACAAAAUCAUAUAUUUCAACAUAUAUUCUGUUGUUAUUGUUGCCCAGCAUUAAGUACAAUUAAUUAAUCGAUCGAUCAUUGUGGGAAUUCUUUAAAUCAAGUUUUUUAUAUAAAAAUAAAAGAUAUAAAAACCAAUAGGAAAGGC